CGACGGCGGGUGAAUUGGGCGGCGCUAGUGCAGUUACGGGCGGCGAUAGGCGGGAGGAGGACCGCGCCAAGGUCGGGCUCCCGGCGUUGGACCUGUCACUCGCGUUCCCGCAGGCCACGCCGGCCUCCAUUUUCCUGCCGUCCGAUUGCCGCAGCCCUGAAGGUGUUCUCGGGAGUAGACAACAAGGAGGGGAAGAAGUGCAAUGUUGUGCCUUGUUGGAACAUACUUAAGGAGGAAGACAAGUGGAAAAUAAGGAGGAUUGAACUUGUACAGAUGGAGAAACAAGCAGCUGCAGGAAACAAGAAUAAAAAGAAGUCCACCAAGGUGUCUCGACCAAGAGAAGAAGAAGGAACCAACAAUGACAAGGAGGUCAAUGAUGAUACUGCUGCUGCUGCAGAGACUGCAGCAAGCAAAAGGGGCGAAGGAGUGAAGAAGGCUAAAGCAAACCUUAGGCGAGGGGGUGGGGAAGCUUGCUUGGAAGCAAUCGACAAUAUGUGGGCAAAAAAGGAGUUGGCCGACAAUGAAAAGGAGAAGGCAAAGAAUGAGAGGUUUAUGUUGUCAUAUGAGCUAGACAAGCAAUCGCUAGAGCUAGAGAAGAAAAGAGCUCAAGCCGAGGACAAAAGAGCUGAAGCCGACCUCAUGAAGCAAGAGAAAGAAAUUAUGCUUGCGGACAUGACCUCCCUCAGCACGCUGCAGCGUGAAUGGCUUGACAUUAUGUAGAAGGACAUUCUCGCUAGGCGUCGUGGAAAUUAAAUCUAGUUCAUUAAAAUUUAGUUUACAAAUAGUAUAUUCAGCUGAACCUUGGUUUAAUUUUGUCAUCAUUUUUCUCCCAUACGUCGUUUGUUCAUUAGAAACUUAGUUUAAUUAUUUAAGAAAUAUUAGUACUUUCUUUGUUAA
This is a messenger RNA of Sorghum bicolor (sorghum), 897 nucleotides long. RefSeq lists its product as uncharacterized. Bases 274 to 720 code for a protein of 148 amino acids. The record is from RefSeq and is a predicted model, not a curated record. The transcript is spliced from 2 exons. Lineage: Eukaryota; Viridiplantae; Streptophyta; Magnoliopsida; Poales; Poaceae.